This is a messenger RNA of Nelumbo nucifera (sacred lotus), 770 nucleotides long. RefSeq names its product auxin-induced protein 15A-like. Gene Ontology annotation, biological process: response to auxin. Lineage: Eukaryota; Viridiplantae; Streptophyta; Magnoliopsida; Proteales; Nelumbonaceae. The record is from RefSeq and is a predicted model, not a curated record.
UACUAUCUAUUUACAGCUCCCUCUCUCUAUAUAUCUCUACCCACAUUCUGAAAGAAAAGUACAACCAUCUUUCCAUAGUCUAGCCUUCACCUCUGUACUUUUCAGAAGAGAUGGGUAUCCGAUUGCCUGGGAUAGUUCAUGCAAAAGCCCUUCUCCGACGUUCUCUUUUGCCUUCUACAUCAACCGCUAAUGUUCCAAAGGGUCAUGUUGCAGUCUACGUUGGUGACCUGCAGACCCAAAAGAAGAGGUUCGUUGUUCCAAUAUCCUACUUGAGCCACCCUUCCUUCCAAGAUUUGUUAGGCCAGGCAGAGGAAGAGUUUGGAUUCCACCAUCCAAUGGGUGGUCUUACAAUUCCUUGCAAAGAAGAUCAAUUUCUCCACCUUACCUCUCGUUUGAGUGGCUAGCUAAUGAAAAGAGGGAAAUGCAAGAACCUCACAUUAAAGAGGCCAAUCAAGAAAAAUGGAUCUGCAGUUCAGUUAGCAUUCUGUGCCUAGCUACAACAUCGCCAAAUCAGAGGUUUGAACCACGAUGAUAUCAAGCAAGUGGGAAGAGAACACAUUCAAAAGCUGAAUAAGAAAAUGGAAGCUUUCUCCAGUUUUACAGCCAGCGGGAGAAGAUUGUGCUCAAAGCUGCAGGGAAAGAACAUUAACAUUGAUAUAUAAAUUUACUUUCGUACACUCCAAUGUAUAAAUUUACGUUUUUACACGACCAGGGAGUAAAUCUCCCCAAUACAAACAUCAUUAAUUCAAUAAAUUCUUUUCCGUCUUUAA